AAAUGAAUGAUACAAGACGCAAUAAUGUACAUCCAACACAAGCAAAACAGAACAUCAAUCACCCUAACCAACCAUGUCCAAGCUCGUCAUCUUCGGGGCAACAGGCCAACAAGGCGGCUCGAUCCUCGAGACAAUCCACCACGACCCCACCCUCUCGAAACAAUACUCCAUCCGUGCAAUCACACGCGAUCUAACCACCAAGGCAGCAAAAGAGAUCUCCAGCCAAGGCAUAGAGACCGUCCAAGCCGACAUGGAUGACCCAGCCUCUCUCCCUAGAGCCCUCGCACAAGCGCACACAGUGAUCCUAAUUACCAACACCAUCUACGACGAGCAGCUCAAAAGCCGUGAAUACAGACAGACCAAAAACGUUGGUGAUGCAGCCGUUGCGGCAGGCGCUACGCACAUCAUUUUCAGCAGCGCCGUGCACGCAUCGAAACUCUGGAAUGGUCGCACCAUGGACAUCUUCGACUCCAAGGCCGAUGCCGAGGCGUACCUGCGUACGCUACCGAUUAAGGUAUCCUCGUUUGCGCCGGGCAUGUUCAUGCAGAAUAUGACUACUAUGAUGGCGCCGCGGUUGGGUCCGGAUGGCACGUACAGCGUUGCUGGUGUGCUGGACCCGGACACGAAGGUCCCGCUUAUUGAUGCGGCGAAUGACUCGGGGACGUAUAUUACUGCGCUGUUGAGAGAUGAAGAGGGUGGGGGGGAGACUACGCUUUAUGCUGCGACAAAGCUGUAUAGCUUUUCUGAGAUCGUGGAGAUUAUUUCGGCGGCGUCGGGGAAGGUGGUUCGGUAUGUGCGGGUUCCGGAUGAUGUGUAUGCUGGUUUUAUGAAGCGUGAUCAGGGGGGUAGAGUUGUAUCUAUGAUGAGGUUUUUUGAAGAAGUCGGAUAUUUCGGGCCUGGAACUGGGGAGUUGGUUGAGAGGACAAGGAGCAUCGUCAAGGGGCGGUUGACUACGUUCGAGGAGUUUGCGGAGAGGUACAUAAAGGAUUUAGACGCAUACGCUUGAGUAUUCAGUGUACUUCGUGCUCACGAUUUGGAAGCUAACUUUAGUUAAUGUGUCGGUUAUAAUGGGGCUCUUAGUCCGUUCGACCUGAUUAUUAUGAACAAAAGAUAUCAAUUAAAGAGAAA
Messenger RNA from Aspergillus pseudonomiae, 1128 nucleotides. RefSeq lists its product as uncharacterized. The transcript has a single exon. The record is from RefSeq and is a predicted model, not a curated record. The coding region runs from base 74 to 1006 and encodes 310 amino acids. Lineage: Eukaryota; Fungi; Ascomycota; Eurotiomycetes; Eurotiales; Aspergillaceae.